AUAUUUACGUAAGUAACUUAUCUAAGUGAAUCACUUCUCUAAUGGAUAAUAUCACUUAGUAAAAAAUAAACAAAACACGUUAAUUAACGAAGAGAUUACACGUACACAUCAUCCUUAAGGAAGAGAAGAGAACAAGACUCAUGAUUUAAAAUUAAGCUAGUGGUCACUCUCUCCAGGCGCCGCUCUCUCUCUCUCUCUCUCUCUCUCUUUCUUUCUUUCUUUCUUCUCUCUCUCUCUCUGGGAAUGGUCAGUCAAUUUCACCACUGAGAGCUCAAAAUCGCCUGACCUUGACCUCUACUCUCUCUUCUUAUCUCUUCCCCAAGAAAAAAAGCACUUCCCAGUUUAGAAGAAGAGAGCCAUCAUCAUGAUACAAUCUGGAGAAUUCCCUGCAUGGCUUGAGGUUUUGUUAAAAGACAAGUUUUUCAACGCUUGUUUGGAUCAUGAAGAUGUUAAGAAGAACGAGAAGAACAUUUUAUGUAUCGACUGUUGUCUUAGCAUCUGUCCUCACUGUCUCUCUUCACACACCUCUCAUCGUCUCCUUCAGAUAAGAAGAUACGUGUACAGAGACGUUUUGAGGGUAGAUGAUGGUUCGAAGCUAAUGGAUUGCUCUUCAAUUCAGCCAUACAUAACGAACAGUUCGAAAGUUGUGUUCAUCAAUGAACGACCUCAGUCUCGGCAGUUUCGUGGUUCCGGCAACAUUUGCAUCACCUGUGACCGGAGUCUCCAGUCUCCUUACCUCUUCUGCUCUCUCUCCUGCAAGAUUAGUGACGUCAUAAUGAGACAAAGAGCACUCUCAGGCUUUCUCCGCGUCUGCAACGUUCUCGAUUUAACCGACGAAGUCACGACAACGACGCCCAGCUCCACUCUCGAACCGACCGGGUCGACCCGUACGUCUUCCGAGUCAGGUGGUAACGCACCAGGAGGAGUAGGAGACAUGUUCUGGUGUCAGGCGCUCGCUUGCACCGCUACUACUGAAAUCGUUAGGAAGAAAAGAAGCAGCUUGUCGACGAGUUGCCGGAGAGUCACGGAGGAGGUGGUUUCCACGACUAACACGGAAGCUCCGGCGAAUUUUUUAAACCGACGGAAGAACACGCCGCCGCAGCGAGCUCCCCUCUAUUAACUCGUAACGUUCGUUUGUGAAGUUUGGUUGGGUUGGUCAGUUGGAGUGGUAAGUAGAAUGAAUACACGUAACGUAAUUACGUAACUAUUAUAGUCUUAUUUUAUAUAAUUAAUCAAGUAUCUAAAUAUCGAAACUUAGGUUCUUAAGAAAAAUGAAAGUAUGGGAAUUAAAAUAGAGAUGUCUGUCCUGGUUUUGUCUGACUCUGAUCUGUACCGGGUAAUGGUAGAACUCUAUGUUAUUUAAUAUUCAAUACUUUUUAGUAAAACCAAACAUUUGGUUCGUAUAA
Molecule: messenger RNA, 1406 nt
Organism: Camelina sativa (false flax)
Lineage: Eukaryota; Viridiplantae; Streptophyta; Magnoliopsida; Brassicales; Brassicaceae
Product: protein RGF1 INDUCIBLE TRANSCRIPTION FACTOR 1-like
Source: RefSeq, a predicted model, not a curated record